AAGAAGAUAAUCAAUAAGUACUUUUAGUUGAGAGACAAACGUGUACAUGACAACUUCGUGAUAAAUCAUACAGACGUUAUUAAUAAUUAAAAAAAAAAUAAAAUAAUUAAAUUUUCUAUAUAAAAAUUAAUAACCAUUUGUAUUCUUCCAAUUACAUAACUAUUUUUUAAAUUAUAUAUAUUUUUUUAAAUUAAUAGAAAUAAAUUUAGAUAAUAUAUUUUGUUAUUUCUUUAAAAAUUUAUUGUUGCUUUGUUUACAAAUUUAAUUUGAAUAUGAGUGACAAAGUGGAAUAUUCUUAUCGCACAAUUUUUUACGAAUUUUGGUUUGGAUUUCAUGCAAUGAUUGGGAUGAUUGGUCCUGGAAUGAAUAUUGGAUAUUCAUCAGUGGCACUUCCAGUAUUGACAAGCGAUAAAAAUGAAACAAUUGGAUCAAAUUAUUUAUAUGAUAAUGAACAAUUAGCUACGUGGUUUGCAUCAAUAAUUGCAAUUGCAAAUUUAAUUGGAUGUCUUUUUUGUGGAAUAUUAAUGAAAACUGGAAGAAAAAAUUCAAUGAUUUUUGUUAGUUUUUUGUGUACUAUUGGUUGGCUUGUCAUUGCAACAAGUAAUAAUAUUCCACAGCUUUUAAUUGGCCGAUUUAUAACUGGAUUUUCAACUGGUGUUGUAUCAACACCAACAAUUGUUUAUUUAGCUGAAAUUUCAUUACCACAACAUCGAAUAAUCAUGACAACUUCAUCGAAUUUUACAUUUUCAAUUGGUGUCAUGUUGAUUUAUUUACUGGGUUUUAUUAUACCUAAUAAUUGGAGAUUAAUUGCAUAUUUAGCUGCUUUAAUACCAGCAAUAUCAACAAUAUGCAUUGCAAUAUUUAUACCAGAAAGUCCAAUGUGGCUUUUACACAAAGGAAAUGAAAAAAAAGCUAGAAAAUCAUUAUUUAAAAUACGUGGAUUAAAAAUUGAAACAGAAGAAUUUAAAGAUGAAUUUAAAAAAAUGAUUGAUUAUAAUAAAAAAAUUAUAAUUGAACCAAUAAAUAGUAUUUUCAAUGGUAUUGAUAAUGUUGAAUUAAAUAAAGUUAAUAAAAAUUCAAUUGAUUCAUCAACAAGAUCAAAUUCAUCAUCACGUUUAUCUGUUGCAUUAAGAAGCUUUUUAAAAACAUCAAAAAAACCAGAUGUUUGGAAACCAUUUAUUAUUUUAAAUACAUAUUUUUUUUUUCAACAAUUUUGUGGUAUUGCUUCUGUUGUUGCUUAUGCUGUUGAUUUUGUUGAACAAAGUGGUGUUAUUGCUGAUCCAUUUUUUAUAACAGCAUUGAUUGGAAUGCUACAAAUUAUUGCAGCAUUAAUACUUGUUUUAAUGAGUGCAAAAAUUGGAACAAGACCAAUUUCUUUAAUUUCCGGUGUUGGAAUGAGUAUUUCAUUGGCUUUUUUAAUAAUUUAUUUAAAAUUUAUCAAAGGAGAACAUGAAAAUUACACGAGUAUUCCAAUAAUUUGUCUUUUUACAUUUGUUUUAACUGGACAAUUUGGAUUUGCUGCAAUUCCAUGGACAUUACUUGGUGAAUUGUAUCCAACAAAAUACGUCAAUAUUUUAGGUCCAUUGACAACAUGUCUUGGUGGAUUUUUUAAUUUUAUAACAAUACAAAUUUAUCCGUCAUUAGUUGAUAUUGGAAUGAUAACAACACUUUGUAUUUAUUGUUUAACAUCAAUUAUUGCAACGAUAUUUAUUGCAUUAUUUUUACCAGAAACACGUGGAAAAACAAAUCAUGAAAUUGAAGAAAAAUUUAGAAAAAAAUAACAUAUUUUUAUUAAAAAAAAAAAAAAAAAUAAGAAAUUUUUAUUAAAAAAAAUUAUUGUAUUUAAUAAAUUAACAAUUCUUGUUUAUC
Aphidius gifuensis is the source of this 1869-nucleotide messenger RNA. RefSeq names its product facilitated trehalose transporter Tret1-2 homolog. Gene Ontology annotation, cellular component: membrane. The coding region runs from base 273 to 1781 and encodes 502 amino acids. The transcript is spliced from 7 exons. Gene Ontology annotation, molecular function: transmembrane transporter activity. Lineage: Eukaryota; Metazoa; Arthropoda; Insecta; Hymenoptera; Braconidae. The record is from RefSeq and is a predicted model, not a curated record. Gene Ontology annotation, biological process: transmembrane transport.